UGUUUUUGUUGGUAAAUAAUAGUGAUAAUCUUUUUCACGCGAUUAUCUUUUUGCUUUUUUGCAUUUGCAUCGAAUGAUUGUGUAAUUUAUAGCUUAAUUGAAAUAGCUAAAACUUGUAAAAUGCCGGCUGAUCUUUUGGGAUAUGCAUACGCCGCAACGGUGGCCGCUGGAGGUCUUGUUGGCUACAUAAAAGCAGCGUCCGUGCCAUCGCUUGCCGCCGGGCUGACCUUUGGGGUUAUUCUUGGGUACGGUGCAUUUUUGAGCUCGCAACAGCCGCCCCGACCGCUGCUGCAGAUUGGUACUUCUUUAGUACUGGCCGGCAUGAUGGGUUCCCGGUGGGCUCGAUCGGGUAAGUUUAUGCCCCCAGGAAUCGUGUGCGUUAUUUCCUGUGCUAUGCUAGCCCGGGGACUAUUAUUCCACAAUCGUUAUCUACCACUUAUUGGCAAGACGGAAUAGGUUGAUUAGUCGAAAGAGCAUCGAUGGCAUAUUUGAAGAAAAAUUUGCUGCUGAGGUGAAGGUAUUUUGUAGUUUGUAAGGUUGGGUAAAGUUUGAUGAAUACAGAUAAAGUAUUUCUUUA
Messenger RNA from Topomyia yanbarensis, 577 nucleotides. Its product is annotated as transmembrane protein 14 homolog. Gene Ontology annotation, biological process: regulation of heme biosynthetic process. Lineage: Eukaryota; Metazoa; Arthropoda; Insecta; Diptera; Culicidae. The record is from RefSeq and is a predicted model, not a curated record. Gene Ontology annotation, cellular component: mitochondrial membrane. The transcript has 2 exons. The coding region runs from base 121 to 456 and encodes 111 amino acids.